AUGAAGUCGGUAGCCGGCAUCGCCGCGCUGCUCUGCGCCCACAUCUCGGGCGCGGCGGCAGCGGGGGUCCUCGCCCCGCGGGCCGACAUGAUCAACGGCGGCGUGUCGAUCGCUGACACCGACAUCAAGCUGGUGGCGGCGACGUUCCGAGUGCCAAGCAUCCGGGCGCCGCCCAAGACGCCGCCCGGGACGCCGGCCGGCAACACGGACUCGGCGCUGGCCGUCUGGGUCGGCAUCGACGGCCUGCAGCUCGCCUGCGCCGGCGCCGUGUGGCUCAAGGGCGGCAUCAGCCUCAGCUGGAAGGACGGCAAGCUCGAAGAGCGCCCGAGGCCGUGGAUCACCUUCAUGUCGCCGCAGGGCAUGACGGCCGACAACGGGCUAAACCCCCCCGCGGGCGACCUGAACCUUGACGUGGGCGACCUGAUCCGUAUCACGGUCACGUCCAAGGCCGCGGACACGGGCGCCGUCUUCUUCGAGAACUUCAAGGCCGGCGCCAACUACAAGGUCGGCGACAAGCCGCUGCACACGGCCUUCUACGACUUCAAGCAGGGCAUGAACGGCGGGCGCCUGCUCUGCCGCACCGAGGGCAACGUCAUGAUCGAGCAGUCGCCCCUCAACGGCUGGAUAGGGCCCGACAAGCCCAGGCCGCUGGCCGGCUUCGACCCGAUUGUCUUCACCGACAUCACCGUCGACACCGACAGCGGCAACCACCAGCGCCUGGAUACCGCGCACCCCAGAGACAUCAACAUUGGCUCUCAGGGUGGCCUCAUCGCAACGUGCCAGAUCAAUCCGGGGGCUGGCGGUGAUGUCUUGAAGGCGAACUUGACUUGUGCUCGCCAGUAG
This is a messenger RNA of Lasiosphaeria miniovina, 843 nucleotides long. RefSeq lists its product as uncharacterized. NCBI's taxonomy places the organism in Eukaryota, Fungi, Ascomycota, Sordariomycetes, Sordariales, Lasiosphaeriaceae. Gene Ontology annotation, molecular function: glutamic-type endopeptidase activity. Gene Ontology annotation, biological process: proteolysis. Bases 1 to 843 code for a protein of 280 amino acids. The transcript has a single exon. The record is from RefSeq and is a predicted model, not a curated record.